AUGACAACUGGGGAAUCCGAUCCUCCUCCGCCCUCUGAUCAUGAUCAGACGUCAUCAGUUUCUCCAAAUCUCGCGCUGGCCCACCCCGACUCCCGUGAUGCGCAUUUACGUCUCUCGUGAAUCACCAACCCGGCAACCGGCGAAAUCCGGAUAACCUCGCGAUCUUCUGACCUAUCCUCCAAUGGCCUCGCUACAUGUGUCCUGAUUUGGUCCAGCUCAGCACUCCCUCGCCGAUCCUUCUAGAAAAAGUGCGCGACAUUUUGCCGUGGAGAUCGAAACUGGAGGAGACUGUGUACCCUUUUCCUGCUCCAUCAGCGGACGAGUUAAGUAGUGGGAGUAUGCGGAGCUCUCGGCGAUCCCGAUCGAAGGCGCGCAGGCCCAAGUACGUUAGCCUCCGUCGUCACCUCGCUCCUCGUCCUCCUCCUUCGCCCGCGGAUCCUUCCGACAUGUUCUCCUCCGCUGCUGCCGACGAUGACGACGACGCCACCGCCCGCUGCCACCAGCUCGACCUCUUCCCCCUCCAGCCGGAGCACCUCGACCGCGACCCCCACGUCGCGUGCCUGCUCGACGACCGCGGCGGGGGCGGGGAGCCGACGCUCGCCGCCCUCCUCGGCUGCGGUGGUGGUGGCGACUCCUCAUCCGGUUCGCCCUCGCCGGUGUCCCUGGCGUCGCGGUCGAUGAACCGGGAGGAGGAGGAGGAGGAGGAGGAAGAGGACGAGGAGGAGGAGGGCGGAGAUGGAGACGGGCUCGCGAGGCGGGCACUCCGGGGACGGGAGCGGUGGGCGUACUGCCGCUCCUCCUCCUCGUCGUCGGAGGAGGUGGCUAGCUCCGCCGCCGAGGGCAACGGUGGCGUGGAUCUGUGGCGGUGCGUGACGCCGCAGGCUCUGGCGCUCAAGUUGGACUACGAGGAGAUCCUGGCGGUGUGGUCGGACAGGGGGCCGCUUUACAUGGACGGCGAAGGUCCUCAGGUCGUGCCGCAGCUCCAACACCCCUGCGACUCCGCGGUCCUCCCGGUGAGUCCAUUUAUCAAACACCUCUCCAUCCCCCCUCUCACGUUAGAUCUGACGCAUUGGGUGUCGUGAACACCGACUGAUGCUGUGGGGCAGAUGCUGGUGGAGGUGGGGUGCAGGAGCUGGAAGGUGCCGGAGCAGCCGGCGGAGGGGAAGGAGAGGAGCGGCAUGAGCAGGGAAGCGAGGGUGAUGAGGUACAAGGAGAAGAGAAGGAACCGCCUGUUUGCGAAGAGGAUACGGUACGAGGUCCGGAAGUUUAACGCUGAGAAGCGGCCACGAGUGAAGGGCCGGUUUGUAAGAAGGAAUGAUGAAGAUGAAGACCAUUCUUGAUUCCAUUAAAUGAAAGGUGAAUAACUUCAACUUUAAUGUGGAGAAAAUAAUCUCAUGUAAAUGAUAUGUAUCAUCAAUACAUUGCCUACUUGAUCUGCUGGACUGAGGAAGCUGCAGAACUGGGAGUGUAAAACAGCUUGUGCCUGCCUUUUAAUAAGACAUGCACAUAUAUAUGUUGGCAAGGA
Molecule: messenger RNA, 1525 nt
Organism: Musa acuminata subsp. malaccensis (wild Malaysian banana)
Lineage: Eukaryota; Viridiplantae; Streptophyta; Magnoliopsida; Zingiberales; Musaceae
Source: RefSeq, a predicted model, not a curated record